Chinchilla lanigera (long-tailed chinchilla) is the source of this 1034-nucleotide messenger RNA. It is a transcript of the gene Snrnp35, whose product is annotated as small nuclear ribonucleoprotein 35kDa (U11/U12). Gene Ontology annotation, molecular function: mRNA binding; snRNA binding. Lineage: Eukaryota; Metazoa; Chordata; Mammalia; Rodentia; Chinchillidae. The record is from RefSeq and is a predicted model, not a curated record. Gene Ontology annotation, cellular component: precatalytic spliceosome; U12-type spliceosomal complex. Gene Ontology annotation, biological process: mRNA splicing, via spliceosome.
AAGAGAAAGCUCAUCUUCUUUGGGAAACACGUGGUGCUUGAUGCAUGUAACGGGACCGCUUCGAAGCAGAGAGCCCGUCGGCAUCAGUGGCGAAUCUGCCGCUCCCAAUGUGCGGCCCCAUCGAGGACGCACAGGGAAGCCGUCGUCGCUCGGAGCAGCGCUCCUGUCUCUGCGGGAAAGGGCGCUCGCGUGUGCUGCGAUCAUGAACGACUGGAUGCCCAUCGCCAAGGAGUACGACCCGCUCAAGGCCGGCAGCAUCGACGGCACCGAUGAGGACCCCCACGACCGCGCGGUCUGGAGGGCCAUGCUGGCCCGCUACGUGCCCAACAGGGGCGUCACCGGGGACCCCCUCCUCACCCUGUUCGUGGCCAGACUAAACCUGCAGACCAAAGAGGACAAACUGAGGGAAGUCUUCUCCCGCUACGGGGACAUCCGGCGGCUGCGGCUGGUGAGGGACCUGGUGACCGGCUUCUCCAAGGGCUACGCCUUCAUCGAGUACAAGGAGGAGCGCGCGCUGCUCAAGGCCCACCGCGACGCCGACGGGCUGCUCAUCGACCAGCACGAGGUCUUCGUGGACUACGAGCUGGAGCGCACGCUGCGCGGCUGGAUCCCGCGGCGGCUGGGCGGCGGGCUGGGCGGCAAGAAGGAGUCGGGGCAGCUGAGGUUUGGGGGGCGGGACCGGCCCUUCCGCAAGCCGAUCAACCUGCCGGUGGUGAAGAGUGAGCUCUACAGGGAGGGCAGAAGGGAAAGGAGGGAGCGGUCGCGUUCCCGGGAGAGACACUGGGACUUCAGGGCCCGCGAUCGGGACCACGACCGGGGGCGGGAGAAGAGAUGGCAGGAGAGGGAGCAGGCCAGGAUGUGGCCUGACAGUGACUGGGACAGAGAGCGGGACCUCCGGGAUGACAGGCCCAAGGGGCGGGAGAAGAGGGACAGGAGCAAGUAGGGGCAGGGGUAGGCCCCGAGGAAGGUGCACUGCGGGGGUGAUGGGGCAUGGCUCGCGUCUAGCGGUUCAAUAAAACUUGCUGAUAAUGGGA